AUAUGACGUCAUUUACGAACGCUACUGAAGAUAAACAAUCAUGGCGGACGCUGAAACUGCCCCUUCGGUGUAUUUUGCAAUAAGCAACAUUCCCGUCGCGUUUCGCUCAGCGGACCUGAGGAAUUAUUUCAGUCAGUUCAUAGAAAGCGGCGGUUUUCAUUGUUUUCACUACCGACACAGGCCGGAGGUUCUCCGGGAGUCCGGAGCGCCUGAGAACUCGGUGUCCGGAGAUGGCUCGGAGCCCCGUUCCUCAUCUUCGGAGUCCGCUGAGCUAACAAAGAUCACAGCCGAGUCAAAGCCGGCGGUGAGGUCGUGCUGCUGCGUCGUCUCAGUUCGCGCUAAGGACGCUGAGAGGUUCGUGAGGAUGUAUGCGGGGAACCACUGGAUCGACGCGAAGGGAAACUGGCUGGCAAGACGAUGUGUUAUCAAGAGAGUCAAAGUUUCCUAUGACAAAGAUGACGGAUCUUUCCCCUAUAAAACAAAGUAUGAACAGCGGCACCGUGUUUCCUUAACGGAGCGAUUCACAGAGGCCGACCUCAGAAGCCUCUCCGAACUUAAUCCACCUGCUCUGAUGCAGAACGGGAAUGUGGGCACACCCGUAAAAGUGUUUCUCCAGCUCAUCCAAGCCUGCCGCCUGCCUCCACGCCUCAUUCGGAAACUGGGGCUCACUUUCCCCAAGACGAGUUCCAACCGUCGCUAUGGGAACGUGCCCUUCCAGUACCAUGACACUUGCACACUUCCAGCCACAGAACAGACUGUAUUAACAGCUGCUGGACAUGAAAUAUCAGGACCAGGUACUUUGCCUGGUUCAUCCUUAGGAUCGAGGCAGCUGGAUGAUAACACAGAAACCACUGAGGCUGAUGAAGCACAGAAAGAAGACGCAGAGGAAGAGGAUGCACAGUCGAAUGCUGAUGAUGAUGAUGACUGCUGUGAGGAGUGGGAACGCCACGAGGCUUUGCAUGAGGAUGUAACAAGCCAGGAGCGAACCAAAGAGAGACUGUUUGAAGAAGAGAUUGAGCUGAAGUGGGAAAAAGGAGGCUCAGGUCUGGUGUUCUACACUGAUGCUCAGUACUGGCAAGAGGAAGAAGGAGACUUUGAUGAACAAACUGCCGAUGACUGGGAUGUUGACAUGAGUGUUUACUAUGAUAAAGAUGGAGGUGACAUGGAUGCUCGAGAUUACGUCACAAUGCGGUAUGAAAAGAGGCUUAGGGAGGGUCAUGAAGAUGGAUCGGGGCACAAUCAGUCUAUUGGCCGCUUUGAGAGGUUCACUAAGGGCUUUGGGCGUCGUGUGAUGGAGAAACAGGGCUGGAGGGAAGGUGAAGGCCUGGGAAACAGCCAGAUUGGAAUUUCUGAAGCACUUGAAAAUGAGGGGCAACAUCCCAACUGUAAAAGAGGCUUUGGGUAUCAUGGAGAGAAAUUGGUCUUACAUCCUGUAAAAAAGGCCAGAACAGAUUAUCAUAUAACUACAGUGUAUGAUAAACCCAAAGACAUAGACAGAGGCGAUACCUUGCUGAGACGGCAGCCGAACACAAGUAUGAAGUACAGAGGGUGGCAACCAGGUGGCAGCAUUGGCCCACAAAGAUCACAAAGAUGACUUUAAUAAAAUUUUAUUGAAACCAUUUUAA
Messenger RNA from Oreochromis niloticus (Nile tilapia), 1625 nucleotides. RefSeq names its product G patch domain containing 3 (gene gpatch3). Gene Ontology annotation, molecular function: nucleic acid binding. Bases 41 to 1594 code for a protein of 517 amino acids. The record is from RefSeq and is a predicted model, not a curated record. The transcript has 7 exons. Gene Ontology annotation, biological process: positive regulation of DNA-templated transcription; negative regulation of RIG-I signaling pathway; negative regulation of type I interferon production. Lineage: Eukaryota; Metazoa; Chordata; Actinopteri; Cichliformes; Cichlidae.